CGGAAAGUCGGUGCCAUCAGCAGGGUGACGGUGAUGCGCAGGCCACAGAAAACAAAGCCUAUAAAUAGCACGUAUGAGCUGAUGUGUUUCCUCUCGGUGAGGUCAGACUAAAUGGUGGAGGGGUGGAGCAGGGAGGCGUUAGGACCCAGCAGCAGCUCGGUCUGCCCGGCUCUGACGCUCUGCGGGCAGACGUGCAGGUUGGAACGCCGCGCAGGUGCUGAGGCUGGAUGAGGGACGGUUCCCGGCUGCAUCAUCCGAUUUUUCUGGCAGCGGAUCCAGUCGACAUUUCUUCAUUCCAUGAUUGCUGGAUAUGCAUCACGUGUGAUUGUGAAGAUUUGUGAGGAGAACCCUUCAUUAAAAACUCGUCUCACUGCCUCCAUUAAGAAACAGCCAUAAAGCACCAUGGGAGGUGCUGUCGUGGACGAUGGAGCACCGAGUGUGAAGGCCCCAGAUGGAGGAUGGGGCUGGGCAGUGUUGGCUGGAUGUUUUGUCAUCACAGGCUUCUCCUAUGCAUUCCCUAAAGCAGUCAGUGUGUUUUUCAAAGAGCUGAUCAGGGAGUUUGGAGUUGGAUACAGCGACACCGCCUGGAUCUCUUCCAUCCUGCUGGCAAUGCUUUAUGGCACAGGUCCACUGUGCAGCGUGAUGGUCAACCGCUUCGGCUGCCGCCCUGUGAUGAUGGUGGGAGGCCUCUUCGCCUCCCUGGGAAUGAUCUUGGCUUCCUUCUCCACCAGCAUCGUCCACAUCUACCUCUCUACUGGAGUCAUCACAGGUCUGGGAUUAGCUCUGAACUUCCAGCCAUCUCUCAUCAUGCUCAAUCGGUACUUCAACCGGAAGCGUCCUCUGGCCAAUGGGCUUUCUGCUGCUGGGAGCCCCGUGUUCCUCUGCGGCCUCUCGCCUCUCGGUCAGUUUCUUCAGGACCAUUACGGAUGGAGGGGAGGCUUCCUCAUUCUCGGUGGGCUUCUGUUGAACUGCUGUGUGUGUGGGGCCCUCAUGAAGCCCCUACCGAAUCCCAAGCCUGCGGAACAGCAACACGACCAGGAGGACAAGAAGAAAGAAAAGAAGAAGAAAAAGAAGCUGCUGGACUUCUCUGUAUUCAAAGACAGGGGGUUUGUCAUCUACACCGUAGCAGCAUCCAUCAUGGUGCUGGGCUUGUUUGUGCCGCCUGUGUUUGUUGUGAGUUACGCCAAGGAGCUGGGGAACGAGGACACCAAGUCUGCCCUGCUGCUCACCAUCCUGGGUUUCAUCGAUAUUUUUGCUCGACCAACCUGCGGUGUGAUUGCCGGACUGAAAUGGAUGCGACCUCGGUGUGUCUAUUUGUUCAGCUUUGCAAUGGUCUUUAAUGGGACUGCUGACCUGGUUGGCUCACAGUCCAACGACUAUGCAUCUCUGGUAGUUUUCUGCAUUUUCUUCGGGGUCUCCUACGGCAUGGUGGGCGCGCUGCAGUUUGAGGUGCUGAUGGCAAUAGUUGGCACUGAAAAAUUCUCCAGUGCAAUUGGCCUUGUCCUCCUGGUGGAAGCUAUUGCUGUGUUGGUGGGACCACCAAGUGCAGGGCGACUUCUGGACGCUACCAAGAGCUACAUGUACGUCUUCCUGCUGGCAGGAUGUGAGGUGGUGCUCUCGGGAGUGGUUCUGGCUACUUGCAACUUCUUAUUUAUCAAAAAUAAACCCCGUGAACCGGCAGUCUGUCCGGGUGAGACGGUCACACUGGCAGAUGAUAAGACCAGUCGCCGCAGCAGCAGGGCAGAGGGGCAGCAAAUGACAGAGAAGAAGGUGCAGAAGAAGGUGAUCAAUGAGAUCAAGAAUAACGACAAUGUCCGACCAAAGAGUGUAGCAGUGGACUCACAGGAGGUGGAGAGGUUCUUAAAGGAGCCGCAGGCUAAUGGUGACAUGGCUGCUUGUCCUGAAACCUGUCUUUAGGUAGAGACGGAGGGUGCAGGUGAAACGUACUAGUUAGCAGCAUAUCCAACCCUAAGCUUUGGCCAUAAUUCAAUGUUUGAGUGAGCGAUGUGUUUAUGUCUGUCACCGAAGCAGCUGUGACUCCGCUACCAUCCAAAUGAUUGUUGGCAUGGACAGCUGUGUCGGCUUCGUCUUUCCACUCAGUGUUUUAAAGUUUGCCGAAUGGGAAAACUGAGCCGCAGUGCUGCCGUGUGUAUAUAGUUUAUAACAAAUGUUCAAGUUAUUUUUUAUGGAUGUCGCCACCAGCAGAUUAAAUUAAGGGAUAAUUUUGUCAAAAUUCUGCAUUCUAUGACAUAACAAAUGAUUAGUAUAUAUGAAUGUAAACUCCCCGAAAAAGAAACACAGUAAAGUUGCAAUAUGUAACUUUUAACAAAUAUGUAAAAAAAAAAAAAAAAAAACAUAUUUUAUAAAACUGUCAUGUGGUGACAGUAUGGGAUGAGACAGAUAAUGUGCGAAAAAUGUCCAGCUCCUCUGCCUUCCCUCUAUGAACCUGCCUUGUCAGAAACGACCAAUCAGAGUCAGGAGGAGGGUCUCAGUGCUGUCAGUCACAGCUGGUUCCCCACAACGGAGCCUGCCAUGAAUGCUAAGGCUAUUUAGCAUGGCCACCAAUGAUGGCAGAUAAAUGAUUUUCUUAGAACGAUAAAUUGUUUCUCCACCAUUAGCACAUUUAGCAGUGCAUUCAUACGGUUGAUUGACAGCGCUAAGCCCCUCCUCUGGCUCUGAUUGGUUGAUUGCAUUGAGUGCAUUUUUUCAGAUGACAAAAGUAGCUCAGGAAGUGGAGGAGAUUGAUCUUUUCACAGAUUGUCUGUCUCAUAUUGAACAGCCUCAACAUAUUGACACUUUUAACAAAUAUGUCAAAAACAUAUUUCUGUCAGGUACAUACUGCAGCUUUAAGCAGCAAUAUGGAGCAGUUUGAUUUGAAUGGAAUUUGACACAAUUACGAUGUGGCUCAUUCAGACCAGGCACUGGAGGCCAUGAGUGAUGUCAUCAGACAGUAAGGUCACCAGACAAAGAUUGUAUUGGACUCAAUCGUGCAUUUUCAUCAUGUUUCAGGCUGGGUGACUGUAUCAAGCCAUUGCCUAACAUAUGGGGCCAACUACACACACUGUUGCAACCAGAGUGUGUGUGAAAGGCUAGGCUAACAAUGGGGGCCUAGCAUUCCAGCUAGUCAGAACCUAGAAUACCUGACCUCUUUCAAACCCUGCAUGAGACCCCCAUCACAUUCCUAGUGAUGUUGUUUAGUCUGACUACAUGGCAUCCUGUCUGUCUGUCUGUCUGUCUGACUGCCAGACAUUCUGGCAGUUUCCUGCCAUAUUAUCAUUCCAGUCAGGCUGCCACUGCUGUCCUCUGGUGAGCCUCUAAACCUGCCGGCUCCUUACAUUUUAAAUCAAGUACAUCCUCAGUGCUGCUCUGGACCAGAUGACUUUCUAAUUAGACUAUUUGUUUGUGGUCCUUUACGUGGUGCUUACUAAUUCAAUAAUUAGUCUUUGAUGAAGUGGAAGGGAAUUCAUUUUCAAUAAAAGUGGGAAUAGAAUGAAAGGCUAGCAAAUCAUCCUACCUAAGUUUAGAGUCAGAUCAUAGAAGAACAAACGUAAUAUUUAAAAAGAAAGACCUAAGCUGAAUAUAAUGUCUUGCUCUGCUCCACAGUUUAAACAGCGUGUUACAGAGAUCACCAGUUCUGAACUUCAGGAGGAAUUGUCAUUUGUCUUUUUUGGAUGCAGGUCAAAACAACCUAAUGCUCCACGUUUAGUAAAAACUAAAAUAACAAUUCUAUUCAGUGCCAUGAAAAAGUAUUUACCUCUUUACAUAUUUUGCUAUUUUUCUC
Messenger RNA from Xiphophorus maculatus (southern platyfish), 3781 nucleotides. It is a transcript of the gene slc16a3a, whose product is annotated as solute carrier family 16 member 3. Gene Ontology annotation, biological process: transmembrane transport; monocarboxylic acid transport. The record is from RefSeq and is a predicted model, not a curated record. Gene Ontology annotation, cellular component: membrane. The transcript is spliced from 7 exons. Gene Ontology annotation, molecular function: monocarboxylic acid transmembrane transporter activity. Lineage: Eukaryota; Metazoa; Chordata; Actinopteri; Cyprinodontiformes; Poeciliidae. The coding region runs from base 403 to 1917 and encodes 504 amino acids.